Messenger RNA from Linum tenue, 1692 nucleotides. The record is from the annotation of a GenBank genome assembly. Lineage: Eukaryota; Viridiplantae; Streptophyta; Magnoliopsida; Malpighiales; Linaceae.
AUGAUGAAAGGGCAACCCAUCAGAUUUUCAAGCUGCAGAGGAGUUGCGUUCGAGAUCAAGCCGCACGACGAUCCAUUCGCCAUCCCCAAACCCACGAUACACCAACAAGCCAACGACGAUGGCCCUAUACCGCCGGACGGAAGGCGCUUCUCCGUUUCCUCAUGGAUCCAUCAGGGUACUGGCGGCCGCUCCUCCAAAGUGGGCCCGGGCGACAUCAUCCAACGCUCACUCAGCGUGGCUAGCAGCAGCCACUUCUGCGACCUCGACGUAGAUGACGAUCCAAACGAUUACAUCGAGGCCGAUGAAGUCGUCGUCGACGUCACCCUCUCCAAUAUGGAACAGGGCAAAACCGACGACGACGAUCUGCCUCGCGCUCUCGGCAAGACGAAAAAACAAACUUCUUCGCGGCUCUCGGUUAUACUGCUGGACCAAGGCUUGUUCACGGUCUACAAGAGGCUCUUCUUGGCUUGCUUCACUCUAAACGUCGUCGGAUUGGUGCUGGCCGCUACGGGCCGUUUCACUUACGGCAGAGACAAGGCCGCUAUGUUCUCGAUCGCCAAUAUCUUCGUUCUCACGCUCUGUCGGAGCGAGGCCUUUCUCCGGGUCGUGUUUUGGGCCGCGGUGAGGCUAUUGGGCCGGUCGUGGGUUCCGAUCUGGAUCAAGACGGCCGCCACGUCACUCCUCCAGAGCCUCGGUGGGAUCCACAGUGGGUGUGGGGUUUCUUCCGUUGCGUGGCUUAUUUACAGUUUGGUCCUCAAUCUUAACGACCGUGCGAACACGUCCCCGGAGAUCGUCGUAGUUGCCUCCUCGAUCCUCUCGCUGAUCUCAUUGUCGUGCCUCGCCGCGUUUCCUCUCGUCAGGCAUUUACAUCACAACUUGUUCGAGCGGAUCCAUAGGUUCGCCGGGUGGGCCGCCCUCGGGCUUCUCUGGGCCUUUGUGGUCCUGACAACCUCGUACGAUUCAGAAACGGCGACGUAUUCAAACGACGUUGCUAUCAAGUUGGCCAAUUCGGUAGAAUUUUGGUUCACAUUCGCCAUCACCGUGCUGAUCAUAAUCCCGUGGUUAACGGUGAGAAGAGUGGCCGUCACGACGUCGUCUCCAUCGGGCCAUGCCUCCAUCGUCAAGUUCGCGGGAGGGGUUAAACCGGGGAUUCUGGGUCGAAUCAGCCCGUCCCCGUUGUCCGAGUGGCAUUCCUUUGGGAUCAUCUCAGAUGGAAAGAUCGAUCACAUGAUGCUCUGUGGCGCGGUGGGUGACUUCACCAAGUCGCUGGUCUCGAACCCGCCGAGCCACUUGUGGGUUCGAGGGGUGCACUUCGCUGGGCUGCCGUAUUUGGUGAACUUGUACGAUCGGGUUCUGUUGGUGGCGACUGGGUCGGGGAUCUGCGUGUUCUUGUCGUUCCUCUUGCAGCCAUGUCGAGCCGACGUCUGCGUGGUUUGGGUGGCGAAGGGAAUCGAACAGAAUUUUGGUCAGGAGAUUAUGGAGAUGAUGAGUAGGCAUCCGAAGGACAAGGUGAUCGUACACGACACCGCUUUGAUGGGACGUCCCAGCGUGUCCCAAAUGAGCGUGGAGAUGGCAAAGAAGUGGCGGGCUGAGGUGGUGAUUGUGACCAGCAAUCCGGAAGGGAGUAGAGACGUUGUCGAUGCUUGCAAGGGUGCAGGAAUCCCAGCGUUUGGACCCAUUUGGGAUUCCUAA